This is a messenger RNA of Drosophila elegans, 3340 nucleotides long. It is a transcript of the gene Atet, whose product is annotated as ATP-binding cassette sub-family G member 4. Bases 761 to 3235 code for a protein of 824 amino acids. NCBI's taxonomy places the organism in Eukaryota, Metazoa, Arthropoda, Insecta, Diptera, Drosophilidae. Gene Ontology annotation, molecular function: ATP hydrolysis activity; ATP binding; ABC-type transporter activity. The transcript has 7 exons. Gene Ontology annotation, cellular component: plasma membrane. The record is from RefSeq and is a predicted model, not a curated record.
CGUCGUUCGCGCUGCCUGAAUGUUGUUGUUCUCCUCCUGCGUUCGAGCGGUAUUUUUGGUCAGGAAUCGAGUCCAAUCGGAACGGAUCGCAACGCGCUGAAUAAAAACACGUUUCGCCCCAAAAAAAAUUACAUCUUUGGGUAUUCCUGGAGCGCGCACAUUACCAUCUGGUAAUUCGUUCUCUUCCGUAAAAUCGUAGAAUCGCCAUCGCCCUCGCCCUUGUGGCGCAUGAUUUGAAUAGCUGGCGUUGUUUGUUUGUUUGUUUGUUGGCUGUUUGCUGCCUCAACCAUAACAAAGAAGGCACAAAAGCACGAGCACGCGUAUCUCUGUAUCUCUAAAUAUCUAAAAACGCUCCGAGCGGUCCAAGUGUUUAUAAAAGUAUAUAAAAAUGUGCGAGGGAGCGGUACUAUGAACUAUCUCAUCUGGCAGUGGCCAAAAAAGAUAUAAUGCUAAUAGACCAAAAACACGUUUUAUGCCAUUUGUGUUUUGCUUUUCUCGAAAAAAACCCUCAUCCCAACCGAAAUCCAAAGAGCUGAACUGAGAGGGAGUCAACCUACAUUAUUCAUGUACUUCCAAUGCAGAUGCCAAUCCUCAGUGAAUUCAAUUAAAUAGAAGCAUUCUUCGAGAGUCACAAGUCACUACACAUCACAAAACAAGCUGAAUAACCGAGCAUAAAUCAAUUGAGCCAAAUGCUGAUGCCAUAUGCCAAUAGCAAUUGCACGAAACAAAACUAAACGGAUUCUCAAACGAAACCCCACAAAUGAAAGCCAUGAAUGAGCUACAGGCCUCCAGUGUCCCGCUGGUGGACAAGUGCUCCUCCCACGCCGUCGUACUGCCGGCGGCCAAAAGCCCCAACAAAGUGUCCGAUUCGGCGGCCACAACAACACCCAACGCCGUUUUAUACACAAGCGGUAACAUGUCCCUAACAACGCUCUCCACUGGCAGCAGCAUCCCAAUUGCGAAUCCGAAUCCCAAACAGGAGCCAGCGCCGCUCCUCAGCCAGCUGAAGUUGACCAACGACUUGAAGCCGAACACUCACGGGUCCCAGAACAACCUAUGCAAUGGCGGCUUGGGCAGCAACAACCAUGCCUUGGCGCCCAAGGUGGCCAACAAUAGUGGCAGUAGUGCCAAUGGCCAGAAAAAGGGCACCAUCGCCCUGUCACAUCUGCCCCAACGACCGCCGGUGGACAUCGAGUUCUGUGAUAUCUCCUACUCGGUCGCCGACGGCCAUCGGCGGGGAUUCAAGACCAUCCUCAAGAGCGUCUCGGGCAAGUUCCGAAAUGGCGAGAUCACAGCCAUUAUGGGACCCUCCGGUGCCGGAAAAAGCACGCUGAUGAACAUCCUGGCGGGCUACAAGACUGCUCAACUUAGUGGUUCUGUGCUGAUCAACAGCAAGGAGCGAAAUCUGCGGCGCUUUCGGAAGCUCUCCUGUUACAUCAUGCAGGACGAUGUGCUGAUUGGCAAUCUAACUGUUCGCGAGGCCAUGAUGGUGGCCGCCAACCUCAAGCUGGGCAAGAAUAUGAUCAGUUACGCCAAAGUGGUCGUUGUUGAGGAGAUCCUCGAGACGAUUGGCCUAAAGGAGUCGGUAAACACCCUGACAUGCAACCUGUCCGGUGGCCAAAGGAAACGGCUAUCGAUCGCCCUCGAAUUGGUCAACAAUCCACCCGUGAUGUUCUUCGACGAGCCCACCUCCGGACUGGACAGUUCAACCUGCUUCCAGCUCAUUUCGCUGCUGAGAUCACUAGCCCGCGGAGGACGCACCAUAGUCUGUACAAUUCACCAGCCGUCGGCGCGACUUUUCGAGAAGUUCGAUCAUCUGUAUUUGCUGGCCCAGGGACAAUGUGUCUACGAGGGCAGAGUGAAGGGCCUGGUGUCGUAUCUCUCUUCCUUGGGCUACGAAUGCCCUUCGUAUCACAAUCCUGCCGAUUACGUUUUGGAAGUGGCCUCUGGCGAGUACGGAGAUGCUGUACCGAAACUGGUGCAGGCAGUGAAAAGUGGAGCUUGCAAAAAGUAUGCGCAAAAGGAUUAUGUACAAACCUUGGCCCAAAAGAGCUGCAACAAUGAUAUCGUCAAGGGCAGUGGAAGUGGGGCGGAGAAUACGACAGCUACGUUAACCCUGCAGGAUGAGAAGCCGCCACUGGAACGCUCCAGUGCCGAAGAUCCCGCGGAGCUAAAACCACCGAAGCUGGAGUCUCAACAGUCUCAAAACUCCGACUGCAGCGUUGUGAAUAUGCCAACCACUGGUGUGGACGACAGUUGCAGCUUCAGCUCUUCGAAGGGCACCCAAAAUGCGGUGGGUUCGGGCUCGGGCGGACCCAGUGCCGUUGUGGGCUGCAUGACCUCGCUGCUGGACUCGCACGAGAGCGUCGUCACACUGCCCAACAAGACGGGUUUCCCCACCAGCGGAUGGACACAGUUCUGGAUCCUGCUCCAGCGCUCAUUUCGCACCAUUCUACGCGACAAAAUGCUGACCCACAUGCGGCUCUUCUCACACAUCAUUGUGGGAGCAAUCAUCGGAAUGAUCUACUAUGAUGUGGGCAACGAGGCCAGCAAAAUCAUGAGCAAUGCCGGUUGCAUCUUCUUCGUCUCACUGUUCACCACCUUUACGGCAAUGAUGCCCACCAUUCUGACCUUUCCCACUGAAAUGUCAGUGUUCGUGAGGGAGCAUCUCAAUUACUGGUACUCACUGAAGGCUUUUUACUUUGCCAAGACCAUAGCGGACCUGCCUUUUCAGAUCGUAUUCUCCAGCGUCUAUGUUCUAGUGGUGUACUACCUAACAUCGCAGCCGAUGGAAUUGGAGCGGGUGUCAAUGUUUGUGCUCAUCUGCGUGCUUAACUCACUGGUGGCACAAUCGCUGGGACUGCUGAUCGGGGCGGGGAUGAAUAUCGAAACGGGCGUAUUCCUCGGUCCCGUGACUACUAUACCCACGAUUUUGUUUUCCGGGUUCUUUGUUACCUUUGACACCAUACCUGGCUAUCUGCAAUGGGUCACGUACGUCAGUUAUGUGCGCUAUGGGUUCGAAGGUGCCAUGGUGGCGAUCUAUGGAAUGGAUCGGGCCAAGAUGGAGUGCAACCAAAUAUAUUGCCACUAUCGUGUGCCAAAGAAGUUCCUCGAGCAGAUGUCCAUGGAAAAUGCUCUGUUUUGGGUGGAUGCCGUUGCCCUGAUUGGAAUCUUCUUUGCCCUGCGCAUCGUGGCAUAUUUUGUGCUGCGAUGGAAACUGCACAUGAUCCGCUAAACGGACGAUUCGCGGGAUUUGUUCAUAGUCUAGGGUUAUCAUUAGUAUCAUACGUUAGAGAUCACCUGUACAUAGAAAACAAAAAAAGGGCAAGGAAGGUGGGGA